Messenger RNA from Oryzias latipes (Japanese medaka), 2925 nucleotides. It is a transcript of the gene tubgcp2, whose product is annotated as tubulin gamma complex component 2. Gene Ontology annotation, molecular function: microtubule minus-end binding; gamma-tubulin binding. Gene Ontology annotation, cellular component: microtubule organizing center; gamma-tubulin complex; spindle pole. NCBI's taxonomy places the organism in Eukaryota, Metazoa, Chordata, Actinopteri, Beloniformes, Adrianichthyidae. The record is from RefSeq and is a predicted model, not a curated record. Gene Ontology annotation, biological process: spindle assembly; meiotic cell cycle; microtubule nucleation.
UUGUAAAGUGUCAACAAACGAAGAAGAGGAAUUUGAGCAGCAUUGGGCGCCUUUGGUACAUGAUUCACUGAACGUUGGUGAGCUCAUUUUCACGACUCCUGCAGCCUUCCUGACAACUGACUGACUGAGCCAUGAGUGAGUUCCGGAUCCACCACGACGUGAACGAGCUGCUCAGCCUGCUGCACCUGCGUGGAGGUGAUGGGGCAGAAGGUUACAUAGAUCUUCUACAGAAGCACAGGACACCGUACGUCACCACCACAGUGUCUGCUCACAGUGCCAAGGUCAAAUUAGCGGAGUUUUCUAAAACACCAGAGGAUUUCUUGAAGAAAUACGAGGAGCUCAAGUCUAAAAAUGUUCGAAAUCUCGACCCUUUGGUGUAUCUGCUUUCCAAACUCUGUGAGGAUAAAGAGACUCUUCAGUUUUUGCAACAGAAUGCCAAAGAAAGAUCAGAGUCGUCAGCAAACACAAAUUCAACGACAACUACCAGCUACACUCUCCCUCAGUCCAGCGCCAAGAUGUCCAUGCAGGAGUUGGAUGAGCUGCGGAAGAAGCUUGGCAACGUGACGGCCAGCUCCAACGCCCCACUGCCCGCUGAAGUCACCAGGAAGAUGUUGAGAGACAAACACAACAAGAAGAACCCCACGCAACCAAACCCUGUGUUCCCUAAUUGGGUGUAUGACCGUCCAGCCCUCAUUGGAGACUUCAUCACAAGCCCCACUGCAGCUGGAGACCUGACUGUAGCUGUUGGUACGCUGCCUCUGGCGACCCAGGAGCAGGCCCUGGUGGAGGAUCUGCUCUUUGUUCUGGUUGGAGUUGAUGGGCGGGACAUCACAGCUCAGCCCGUCCUGGGGAGGCAGAACCGCUCUUUCAUCGUUGAUGCGACACUGGACAUGUCCGUGAAGGAGCUGGUGAACAGAAUCCUUCCUGUUGCAUCGUAUUACUCCACUAUAACUCGGUUCAUCGAAGAGAAGUCCUCCUUUGAGUACGGCCAGGUGAACCACGCUCUGACGGCAGCGAUGAGGACCCUGAUGAAGGAGUACCUCAUCUUGGUCACUCAACUGGAGCACCUGCAGCGGCAGGGCCUGCUGUCCCUGCAGAAGCUUUGGUUCUACAUCCAGCCCACCAUGAGGACCAUGGAGAUCUUGGCGUCCAUUGCCUCCUCUGUGGACAAAGGAGAGUGCAUGGGCGGAGCAACGCUUAGCCUUCUGCAUGACCGGACCUUCAACUACACAGGUGACAGCCAGGCGCAGGAGCUGUGCCUCUACCUCACUAAAGCCGCCAGCGUGCCGUACUUUGAAAUUUUGGAGAAGUGGAUUUACAGAGGCAUCAUCAAGGAUCCGUACAGUGAGUUCAUGGUGGAGGAGCAUGAGCUGCAAAAGGAGAAGAUCCAGGAGGAUUAUAAUGACAAGUACUGGGACCAGAGGUACACCAUUGUACAGCAUCGAAUCCCCUCCUUUCUCCAGAAAAUGGCAGACAAAAUUCUGAGCACAGGGAAAUACCUGAACGUGGUGCGAGAGUGCGGCCGAGAUGUGACCUGUCCUGACGCUAAGGAGGUUCUGUACACCCUGAAGGAGCGGGCCUAUGUGGAGCAGAUUGAGAAGGCCUACAACUACGCCAGCAAGGUCCUCCUGGACUUCCUCAUGGAAGAGAAGGAGCUGGUUUCUCGUCUGAGAUCCAUCAAGCACUACUUCCUGAUGGACAAAGGAGAUUUCUUUGUGCACUUCAUGGAUCUGACAGAAGAGGAGCUGAAGAAGCCGGUGGACGACAUCGUCCCCCCCAGACUUGAAGCUCUGCUGGAGCUGGCUCUGAGGAUGAGCACCGCCAACACGGACCCCUUUAAAGACGACCUCAAGAUUGACCUGAUGCCUCACGAUGUGAUCACUCAGCUGCUGCGAGUGCUGGCCAUCGAGACCAAACAGGAGAAGGCCAUCAUCAACGCUGAGCAGGCGGACGCGGCUCUCAGCGGCCUGGAGGCCUUCUCCUUCGACUACAUUGUUAAGUGGCCGCUCUCGCUCAUCAUCAACAGAAAAGCGCUAACAAGAUACCAGAUGUUAUUCAGACACAUGUUCUUCUGCAAACAUGUGGAGCGGCUGCUGUGCAACGUGUGGAUCAGCAACAAAGACUUCAAGCUGUACUCCUUGCACUGUGCCAAAUGGUUUGCAGCGGCGUUCGCCCUGCGCCAGCGCAUGCUUAACUUUGUGCAGAACAUCCAGUACUACAUGAUGUUUGAGGUGAUGGAGCCCACAUGGCACAUCAUGGAGAACAACCUGAAAACAGCCUCCAACAUUGAUGAUGUGCUGUGCCACCACACCAGUUUCCUGGACAACUGCCUGAAGGACUGCAUGUUGACCAACCCGGAGCUUCUAAGGAUCUUCUCCAAACUCAUGACCGUCUGUGUCAUGUUCACAAACAGCAUGCAGCGGUUCACACAGACCAUGAGGUUGGAGCGUCUGUCUCGAGAGCAGGGGACGAUGGACGAAGCUCCAAGUCAGAGUGAAGCCGAGAAGAAGCUCAGCACAAAGUUUUCAGCCGAGCAGGUGGACGCUCUGCAGUCGGACGCCAGUUUUGAAGCCACCAUCAGCAAGUUUGACAGUAACUUCAGUAUGCUGCUGUUGGACCUGCUGGACAAACUCAGCAUCUACAGCACCAAUGACUGUGAGCACAGCAUGAUCAGCAUCAUCUACAGGCUGGACUUCAAUGGAUUCUACACUGAGCGGUUGGAGAGGAUGGCCAUUGAGCGCAGUCAGAAAGCAGCAGCAUAGUUGUCAUCUGUGUUUCAUUAGCUGUCAUACAGCAGACGCUAGCUUUAGCUGCAGACAGUUUGUACAGUCAGCAAGUACAUAAUGUGUAUAAACCGUGUCCUGGAUUCAAUAUUAUUGGUAUGUGCAAAUUUGUAUUUAUGCCUCGACUCUGUAGUUAAAAAGU